This is a messenger RNA of Manis pentadactyla (Chinese pangolin), 7477 nucleotides long. RefSeq names its product WRN RecQ like helicase (gene WRN). Bases 365 to 4690 code for a protein of 1441 amino acids. Gene Ontology annotation, biological process: DNA replication; double-strand break repair via homologous recombination; telomere maintenance. Gene Ontology annotation, molecular function: four-way junction helicase activity; 3'-5' DNA helicase activity; ATP binding. Gene Ontology annotation, cellular component: nucleoplasm; cytoplasm; chromosome. Lineage: Eukaryota; Metazoa; Chordata; Mammalia; Pholidota; Manidae. The record is from RefSeq and is a predicted model, not a curated record. The transcript is spliced from 36 exons.
AGGUCGCUGUCCCACAGCUGAUGCGCGCUGUGUGCGCCGGGACGCCCGGGCGUGCGCUCUGCAGCGCGGGAAUAGUCUCUUGAAGUAGUGUCUACCUUGGAUGCCUGGGUUCCAGGCCCCGCUGUCGCGGCGCUCCACGAAUCAUCCAGCUGAAGGAGAAGCCCCGUGGAACUGGCUGUUAGGACUGGAAACGGUGGCUCGCUGGAAACGGUGGCUCACUGGGAAUGGUGGCUCGCUGCUGCCCAGCGUCAGGACAGAGGAUCCUACCACGUAUUGCUAGCCUGGGAUUUCUACUGAAUGAGAAUUGCUUUCACACCAUUGUAAACUUGAACCGUUGUUAAGUCAGACUAUCAGCCUUCUAAGGAUGAAUGAACAAAAACUGGAAACAACUCUACAGCCACGGAAACUUCCUGAAUGGAUGUCUGUGCAGAAUCAGGGAUGUGCAGUAGAAGAAGGAAAGGCAUCUAUUCAUAAGAGUGUUUUUGAAGAUGACCUCCCGUUCUUAGAAUUCACUGGAUCCAUUGUGUACAGUUAUGAAGCUAGUGAUUGUUCCUUCCUAUCAGAAGAUAUUAGCACGAGUCUGUCUGAUGGAGAUGUGGUGGGAUUUGACAUGGAAUGGCCACCAAUAUACAGUAAAGGGAAUCUGAGCAGAGUUGCAUUGAUUCAGUUGUGUGUGUCAGAGAGCAAAUGUUACUUAUUUCAUAUUUCUUCUAUGUCAGUUUUUCCUCAGGGAUUAAAAAUGCUGCUUGAAAAUGAAGCAGUUAAAAAGGCAGGGGUAGGAAUUGAAGGAGAUCAGUGGAAACUUCUACGUGACUUUGACGUCAAAUUAAGGAGUUUUGUGGAGCUGACAGAUGUUGCCAAUGAAAAGCUGAAAUGUGCAGAGACCUGGAGCCUCAAUGGUUUGGUCAAACACCUUUUCGGUAAACAACUUCUGAAAGACAAGUCUAUCCGCUGUAGCAAAUGGAAUUAUUUUCCUCUCACUGAGGACCAGAAACUGUAUGCAGCCACUGAUGCUUAUGCUGGUUUCAUCAUUUAUCAAAAAUUAGAGAUUUUGGGUGAUGCUGUGCAAAUGUUUGCUAUAAAUAAAGAGGAGGAAAUACUACCUAGUGUUGUGAAGAAACAAUUGACUUUAAUCUCGGAGGAGGUGAUAGAUCUGGCUAAGCAUCUCCCUGACUCUUUCAGAAAAUUGGAAAAUCCACAGAGGGUUUCUGUACUAAUAAAGGAUAUUUCAGAAAAUCUAUGUUCCUUGAGGAAGAUGAUAUUUGGUUCUGCCAAGACAGAACUGAGGCCUAAUAGUAAUUUUAACUUAUUACCUUUGGAAGAUCCAACUGCUGGUGGACUACAGCAGCAACAAAUGAAAGAACAUAAAAUUUUUACUGAAGUUAAAGAUGAGACACAGGACACAUUAGGUGAUUUAAUUAAAGAUGGUAUAGAAAAUGUACUUGGAAAUGAAGUGAAACAAGAAAAAGGUGGAUUUGAAGAUGGACUAGAAGAUACUGAGUUGGAAGAGAAUACAGAAAGAGCUUGUUUGAUGUCAUUAGAUAUUACAGAAUAUGAACUUCAGAUUUUGGAACAGCAGGCUCAAGAAGAAAAUCUUAGCGAUGUUUCUUCCAAAUCUGAGCAUUUAUCUUCCAAGGGAAAUGAAGAGGACACAUCUUAUGUAAUUGAAAGUGAUGAAGACUUAGAAAUGGAGAUGAUUAAGUCUUUAGAAAACCUAAAUAAUGGCACAGUAGAGCCAAUGCAUUCAAAAUGCAUAGAAAUGGAAAGAGAUCUGGAUGUUCCUUCUGAAGGAGAUGAUGAAGAUGAGAACGAAGCUAUUGAAGAAGAGGAGGAUGGUGAAGGACCUAAUGAAAUGCAAGUUAUUUGCCUCAAGACCUACUUUGGCCAUUCCAGUUUUAAGCCGGUUCAGUGGAAAGUGAUUCAUUCUGUAAUGAAGGAAAGAAGAGAUAAUGUUGUUGUCAUGGCAACUGGAUAUGGAAAGAGUUUGUGCUUCCAGUAUCCACCUGUUUAUGUAGGAGGCAUUGGUCUUGUCAUCUCUCCUCUUAUUUCUCUGAUGGAAGACCAAGUGCUCCAGCUGGGAAUGUCCAACAUUCCAGCUUGUUUUCUGGGAUCAUCACAGUCAAAAAGUGUUUUGGAGGAUAUCAAAUUAGGCAAAUACCGGAUUGUAUACAUAACUCCAGAAUUCUGUUCAGGUAACUUGGACCUACUUCAGCAGCUUGAGGCUAAUAUUGGUAUCACACUUAUCGCUGUGGAUGAAGCUCACUGUAUUUCUGAGUGGGGACAUGAUUUUAGAAAUUCAUUCAGGGCUUUGGGCUCCUUGAAGGUAGCCCUCCCGUUGGUUCCAAUUGUUGCACUUACUGCCACUGCGAGUCCUUCCAUCCGGGAAGAUAUUGUACAUUGCUUAGGGCUGAAGAAUCCUCAGAUUACUUGUACUAGUUUUGAUCGACCAAACCUGUAUUUAGAAGUUGGACGAAAAACAGGAAAUAUCCUUCAGGAUCUGAAGCAAUUUCUUGUCCAAAAGAGUUCUGCCUGGGAACUUGAAGGACCGACCAUCAUCUAUUGUCCUUCCAGAAAAAUGACAGAAAAAGUUACAGCUGAACUUAAGACCCUGAAGUUAGCCUGUGGAACAUACCAUGCAGGCAUGCAUAUUAAUUUAAGGAAAGAAGUUCAUCAUAAGUUCAUGAGAGAUGAAAUUCAGUGUGUCAUAGCUACCAUAGCUUUUGGAAUGGGCAUUAAUAAAGCUGACAUUCGCAAAGUCAUUCAUUAUGGUGCUCCUAAGGAAAUGGAAUCAUACUACCAGGAGAUUGGUAGAGCUGGCCGUGAUGGACUCCAAAGUUCUUGUCACCUACUCUGGGCUCCAGCAGACAUUAACUUAAACAGGCACCUCCUUAGUGAGAUACACAACGAAAAGUUUCGAUUAUACAAAUUAAAGAUGAUGGCAAAGAUGGAAACAUACCUUCAUUCCAGCAGGUGUAGGCGACAAAUCAUCCUGUCUCAUUUUGAAGACAAACAACUACGAAAGGCCUCUGUGGGUAUUAUGGGAACUGAAAAAUGCUGUGAUAAUUGCAGGUCCAGAUUGUAUCAUUGCCUUUCCAUUGAUGACUCAGAAGAUAUGUCACAGGACUUUGGUCAACAAGCAUUCCAGCUCUUAUCUGCUGUGAGCAUCUUAGGAGAAAAGUUUGGAAUUGGGGUUCCAAUUUUAUUUCUCAGAGGAUCUAAUUCCCAGCGUCUUGAUCAAUACCGCACUCACAGUUUCUUUGGUACUGGCAAGGAUCAAACAGAGAGUUGGUGGAAGGCUUUUUCCCGGCAGCUCGUAACUGAGGGGUACUUGAUAGAUGUUCCUGGGCAGAAUAAAUAUAUAAAGAUUUACACUCUUACAAAAAAGGGUAGAGAUUGGCUUGAAAAAGCCAGGACAGAAUCUCCUCAGACACUUAUCCUUCAAGCUAAUGAAGAAUUGUGUCCAAGAAAGUUUCUCCUACCAAGUUCUAAACCUGCAUCUUCAGGUACAGAGCGGCAUUCCUCUAACCAAGGACCAGCUGGAGUCACUGUGGAGAAGGAGCAGUCCAACUUGGAGAAGAUGUAUUCUUACACAGCAUUUGAUAAAAUUUCUUCCCGGAGUAACAUUCCUAUAAAAAGCAUGAUGGUACAGUCACCAGGAAAAUCUUACCAGUCCUCAGAACCUGUUAUUUCCACUCAAGAGCAAGAGACUCAGACUCUGUUAUAUAGCAAAUUGGUAGAAGCGAGGCAGAAACACGCCCAUAAAAUGGAUGUUCCUCCACCUAUUCUGGCAACCAAUAAGAUACUGGUGGAUAUGGCCAAAAUGAGACCUACUACAGUUGAAAAUGUGAAAAAGAUCGAUGGUGUUUCUGAAGGCAAAGCAACUAUGCUGGCUCCUCUGUUGGAAGUCAUCAAGCAUUUCUGUCAAAUAAAUAAUCUUCAGACAAACUUCUUUUCAAGUACAAAACCUCAAGAACAGAAGAAAAGUUUGGUGGCAAAAAAUGAACUCUGCUCACUUUCACAGUCUGUGGCCAUCACAUAUUCUUUGUUCCAAGAAAAGAAGAUGUCUUUGAGGAGUGUGGCUGAGAACAGGGUUUUGCCCAUCUCAGCAGUUGGCAUGCACUUAUCCCAGGCGGUGAAAGCUGGCUACCCACUUGAUACCGAACGAGCAGGCCUGACUGCAGAGGUUCAGAAGAUUAUUGCUGAUGUUAUCCGAAACCCUCCCAUCAACUCAGAUAUGACUAAAAUAAAACUAAUCAGAAUGUUUGUUCCUGAAAGCAUUGACACGUACCUUAUCCACCUGGCAAUUGAGAUCCUGGAAAAAGAUCAUGAGGACAGACUGUUAGGCCAGCUUUCUUGUGAUUCAGAAAAAAAAAGAUGUCUCCCUGACUCUGAGGAGAGCUGUUCAAGUUUCAAGAGAAGCAAGGGAGAAGUAGAUGCUAAUCCCAAGGUUGGCGGAAGAUAUCCUCGUGAUUUUUCACUGAAAGGUGAGAGUCACAGAAGUUCACUAACUUCUUGGAAUCAGCCGUCGAGCAAUCCAGAAAUAGAUUUACAUGCAGAUUCUCAUUCACAGACUUCAUCUGAAACCUCAAAGAGAAAAUUACCUGCGUGGUUUGCCCAAAGAACUGAGACCUUAGUUGAUACCAGCAAGAACCCAGUGACCAAAACAAAAAAGAAGGGUCUUUUUAGUUAAACUGGCAAUUUUGCCAUAGGGUUUAUAUGUAUCUUGCUACAUUAUAAGAGGGGAGUUGUAUUUCAUUUCUGAAAAGAGUGGGGAGUAAUGUCAGUUUAAAAAUUAGUUGAUCUUAAAGUAAAACUCACCUGUUACUGAAUAGCUGGCAUCUUAAAACAGCCUUGUACGAUUCACGCCAAGCUGAGUCUUCUGAGAGCCUGAAUGAGUAUGUUGAGUAGAUACUAGAUUAGUUUCCUGUAAGGUUGCUUUAGUACACUGUGUUACUGCUGUUUUCUAAUCUCUUUAAUAGUGUAUUUGGAAAAUGUAAUGUGAGGUGUUUUGCUAUAAAUAACAGAUGAGUAGUUGUGCAGUGGUUGCGUGUGUGAUGUAAAAUUGAUACAUUACCAAAAUUUUGUCUUGUAAAUGAAGAAAUCAUAGUAGUUAUUCUAUCAAUUGUCUUUACUAACUUCAGAAGAAACUCUCAUUCACAUUGCCAAAUGGUACUAGUGGGCCAGACCAAUGAAAAUGAAACAUUUUUGGGAAAAAAAACCCACUUUGGUUUGCAUAUAAGUAGGGAAAAAGCAUAAAACUAAGGAGACCAAUUGCACUAGGACACUAUGCACUUUCGUUUUAUACAGUAUUUUUAUUAGUUUUCAAAUAAUAAAAAAUACAAUGUUCUUCAUAGUGAAUAUUAAAAAUGUAUAUACAUAUAUGCUUAAACAUUCAUUUACUUAAUUCCGUGAACACCUUUAGUUUUUGAAAUGUCAGUAUUCAAUUCUAUUAUCUCUUUGUGUAGCACAUAAAAUGUAAAGAUCUAAGACCCAUAUUCUGACUCUGAGCUUGGUUAAACCAUAGUUUACAUAGUUUUCAGCAGUUUACCAUAUGGCUUUUAGUUGGUUUUUUUGGUAAAUAAAAGUAAUUGCUGUUAAUAAUGAAGAAAUAUAUGUUUGUUGUAGAAGAACUAGAUAAGCCAGAGAAAUGACAAAAAGCAAAUGAAAAUCACAUAUGGUUCCAUUAUUAGGUAAUCAGUUAGUCUCUUUUGUAUAUUCUGGCAAACAUUUCUAUAUUCAUUCCUUUUCUUAGUUUGUUACAGGAAUAAUACAUGAAUGGUUUUCUUUGUAAAAUAUUCCAGCUAAACUUAAAGUCUCCCAUAUUCCCAUUUACCUACAUCCAAUUUACUUAUUUUCCAGAAGAUAACUCCUAUUAAAUGUAUGACAAAUAGUUCCCUUAUCAUUUCUUCCGUAUGUAAAUUCCUUUGUCUGUAUAUUUACACCCACAUUCUUAUUUUUUUACAUAAAUGAGAUCAUGCUACAUGCAGUUUUCUGCAACAAACUUUUUUUGCAUAAUACAUCCUGAAGAACUUUCCAUUUCAGUAUAUAUUGGUCUCAUUUUUUACAGCUACAUGCUGUUCUAUAUGGUAACUACACCAUAAUUUUUAUAAUCACUUUUCUAUUGGUGAUUUUGUCAUUCUUCUAUUCAGAUUAUUUUUAGAAGUAGAAUUAGCCAAACAUAAAAAUGUUGUCUGUUACUUAAUAUUUCACUUGAAUGUACUAUGAAAAUGUGUUUUCCAUGUGAUUAAGUCAUCUUCCACAGAAUCUUUUUUUGUGGCUUUAUAAAUACAGUGAUUCUCAAAGUGCAGCCUGAAGACUACUAGGAGUCCCUGGUGCCCUUCCAGGGGAUCUGCAAAGACAAAACUGUUUUCAAAAUACCUAGACGUUUAUUUGCUUUUUAUGCUUUGUUGAUAUUUGCAUUGAGGUAGCAAAGCAGUAGUGAGUCAAACCACCGGUACUUUAGUGCACAUCAGGACAAUGGCCCCCAAUUAUCCAUUUGAUUAAUUCUCAGUCCUUAAACCCACAUCUUUUCAAUAUUCUGUGUGGUGAAAUGGCAGGUAUGCAUAGGACCUUCUCCUGUGCCAAAGUGUGCUGGUCAUCUCCAGGAAGAACACUCGUUUGAUUAUUUGAGUUGUGAACUGAAUUAGUUGCUCUUUUCCCACAGAAUACCAUUUUUACUGAAAAGAUUGACAGAAAACGACAGUUGUUUAUUCAGACUUGGAUGGUUUGGUGGAUAUUUUCUCAAAAUUGAAUGAAAUCUGCCUCUAACUCCAAGGAAAAGUGAUCAUUAUUGUUGCCAAUGAUAAAAUUUGAGAUUUCUUAUGAAGUUUAUGAUUUUGGAAAGCUUGUGUUUGCUACCAGGAGUUGGACAGCUUCUCAUAACACAAGGACUUUUCUAAUGAGAUGUUAAUCCUAUGAUUGACAAAUGGGGGUUAUUUUUAAUACUAUAUAAUGAUUUUUUUCAACAUUUAGAAGGUAUACCUAACUCAGUGAACUCGUAUUUUCUCGAUAACUGAUUCAUGUUCUAUAAAGUCAUGCAUGAGUAAAAGAUACAUUUGAAGCACAUUAUGAGCCAGUGGACUUUAAUGUAGCAGAAUAUGAAGAAAUUAAUUUAUAUGGUUUUAGAUUACACGACAGCCAAUUUUUAAGAAACUAACAACUGUCCAAUUUUGGUAUAGUUUCAAAGAAGAAUGUCUACAGUUAUCUGGAAAGAGUAUUGAAAUACUCUUUCUUUUUCCAACCACAUACGUGUUUGAGCACAGACUUUAUAUACAUCCGCCAAGAUAGCAUAUCGAAACUAAUUGAAUGCAGAAGCAGAUCUGAGAAUCCAGCCACUUCUGUUAAGCCAGACAACAGUGUCACUCUUCUCACUAUUCUGGGGAGUGAAGAUAUUUAAAAAAAGGAAGUAUCUUGUUAACAUGUCAUGGAUUUAUUUACUACUGCUAUUUUUAAACAAUAAAUAUAUUUUUUAAAUGUC